GUUACUUUUAAAUAAAACUAUCUCGAAACUGCAUUCAAUGCGUUAUUAUUUUACAUAACAAACGAUAAAAGAACAAUAAUAAUUAAAAAUGGCGAUUUGGGCACCCGUAAACCGUGCCUUUUUCAAGAGAACAUCGACAUAUUUCCUUGUGGCGUCCCUGUGCACAUUUUUCUUCGAAAGGGGCGUCGAUGUGAUCUCCCUGUAUAUAUUUGAGAGCUUGAACCAGAACAAACUGUGGAAGGACGUCAAAGACAGGUUUAAAAAGAAAGAAAAAGUAGAGGAAAAGAAGAUUUGUUAAUAAAUUGUGUUUUUGAGGUUA
Molecule: messenger RNA, 319 nt
Organism: Spodoptera frugiperda (fall armyworm)
Lineage: Eukaryota; Metazoa; Arthropoda; Insecta; Lepidoptera; Noctuidae
Gene: ox
Product: cytochrome b-c1 complex subunit 9
Exons: 1
Coding region: 89-298 (69 amino acids)
Biological process (GO): mitochondrial electron transport, ubiquinol to cytochrome c
Source: RefSeq, a predicted model, not a curated record